Molecule: messenger RNA, 909 nt
Organism: Funneliformis caledonium
Lineage: Eukaryota; Fungi; Glomeromycota; Glomeromycetes; Glomerales; Glomeraceae
Source: the annotation of a GenBank genome assembly
AUGGGAGUUAGCAAUAGUAUUUUUUUUAGAAAGGUAAAUGCGAUUAGAGAUGAAUACAAUGGCCGUAGGAGAGGAACGCAUCUAGACCGUGAUCCACAAACAACGCCAACUAGAUAUGCCAGGUCAUUUAUAAUAAAUGGAUCAAAAAUGAGAUAUCCUUUACCAUUGAAUGCGGACGAAGAAAAAAGUUGGUUGGAGGAUCUACAACAUUAUUUAGCUAGGCAUCUAUGGCAAAAUAAUUUCUCGUCUCCUAUAGAAAAUUUGCUUAAACGUGGUGCUAGAGUAUUAGAUCUUGGAUGUGGCACUACCACCUGGUCAUUCGAAAUGGCCAAAGAUUAUCCGAAAAGUAAAUUCUCGGUUGUCGAUUUCGCUCCCAUACCAACAAAUAAACACGUGAAAAACAUUGAAUUCUUUCAACAUAGUCACGGUGACUUGCCCUUCGAAGAUAACACAUUUGAUCUCGUCUUCGUUCGACUUGUCGGAUUAUCUGAAGAGGAGUGGAAAGACGUUUUAAAAGAUAGUUAUCGAAUUACCUCCGCAGGGGGAUGGAUUGAAUUCAUGCAAAUGGAUUCGAGAUUUUCCAAUUGUGGUCCCCACUUGGAAAAGUGGAAUGAUAUGGUUGCGUCGAGUGAUUCCACUUGUGAUAAGCUAGAAGAUUUGCUACUAAAAAGAAAUUUUCCAAACUUACGACAUGAAGUCGCAAUUGUUCCUAUUGGAAGUUGGGGCAAGAAGACAGGUGAACUUUUGUUUGCAUAUAUGCGACAUCUUUUAUGCAAAGUGAAGUCCGAGAUAAGUCAACCGGGUAUAAUCGACGAACUUGAUGAAAUAAUGGAAAGAGCCGACCAGGAAUGUGCUCAACACAAGACCUAUGGCUCUUUACAUAGGUUUAUGACACAAAAAAAUUUAUAA